Messenger RNA from Cyclopterus lumpus (lumpfish), 1492 nucleotides. RefSeq names its product polyubiquitin-like. NCBI's taxonomy places the organism in Eukaryota, Metazoa, Chordata, Actinopteri, Perciformes, Cyclopteridae. Bases 76 to 654 code for a protein of 192 amino acids. The record is from RefSeq and is a predicted model, not a curated record. Gene Ontology annotation, biological process: modification-dependent protein catabolic process; protein ubiquitination. Gene Ontology annotation, cellular component: nucleus; cytoplasm. Gene Ontology annotation, molecular function: ubiquitin protein ligase binding; protein tag activity. The transcript is spliced from 4 exons.
UGGUGUAAAAGCAUGCUCCCAUGGUAGCCUACUGAAAAUUUAACACGUGAAGACCGUCGCAGAAACAGCACAGAAAUGGUCGUGAAGGUCUUCAUCGAAGAGCCGUGUGGGAAGACCACAGAGGUCGAGGUGCGCGACGCGGAGUACGAGAGCUGCACGGUGCUGCAGCUGAAGAGAGAGAUGCGGGACAACGGCACGCUGCCAGUUGGUUCCCAGCAACUGAUCUUCAAUGGCCGCCAGCUGGAAGAUGCUGCUAAACUGUCUGACUAUGGAAUCCAGCACGAGUCAACUAUUCACUCGGUUGUUAAAUCCACGGAAAUAAGUUUCUUCCUAAAAAAUUAUCGCGGUCAAACCUUUGGGAUGAAGAUGGAUGAAGAUGAGAUGAAGAGCUGCCUGGUGCUGGAUCUGAAGACCAGGAUACGCGCUAUAGAGGGAACCCCAGAAGACCAACAGAAGCUGAUCCACUUGACCAAACUGUUGGAGAACGACCGUACUCUGUCUCACUAUAACAUCGAGAACAACUCAUUCAUUCACCUGACUCCAAAGCUGCGUGGGGGAGAGGUGCAUCCACAGGGACCUGGUGGAAUGGGUGACAAAGGGGGCAAAAACGAAAGUAUGGAAAACCUGUUUCUUUUUCAAACUACUCCUAACUGACAGAUAUGAAACACGAAUCCUGUAGCCUAUCCAUAUAGAAAGCGUUACCUUAAGGUGGAACUAACUAUUCAUAUGAUUAAGUUUCAUUCCCUUUGAUAAGCAAGAAAGUGUUAACUUAAAGUUAACUUAAAGUCGCAGAAGAUCAGACUAUGUGGACUGCUUUAUACACUUGAUUAAGAAUUCAUUGUUGUCUACCAAAUAUAUAUAUCGACCAGGAGGUUGAAGAAGCGCCAAAGAAAGAGGUAUACAUAGGAGGAGACAACGAAGGAUAGAGGUGUGGUCUUUUGGGGGCGGCAGGUCUUCUUCUCAGGGGUCUUUAGGUCCAGGACACUUUAGAUUUUAGAAGGUCUGAGUGGGGUUUGGAACUUUUUCCAUUUUGUCUUUUCUUAUACUUGUUUUUUUUCCAUUUUUGUAACCUUUUAUCUUCUUUUUAUUACCAAAAAAAAAACAAGUAAAACUGUUUUGUAUAUUGUACAUUCCGACCAAAGUGCAGUCUUGUUUAUGAGCAUCGCAAUGCUGCAGCUGAAAGAGAAGAUAAUAGAGACAGAGAGCAGACAUUUUGUAGGGAAGGGCAGGUGUUAUGACACUAACGAUGGCUCUGUUCUCUGCAAGUGUGCAUGCACAAUACAGGACCCUGAUAUCAAAGCAGCUAAAUGGAAUCUAUGAUUUUUCCUAAUUUGACAAUUGAAAAAGGCCUCUGUGAAAAAGGCCUUUUGGAGCUGAUUCCUGUCGCCUCCUCAACCUCCCCACUCCACGUGCACUCAGGACUUUUUUUAUUUGUUUGUUGUCCUCAUUAAAAAACAUUCAAACAGGGUGAAAUUAAAAUAAUCUGAAGUCA